AACACUUAGUGCAGGAUGGCCAGGAUGGCUCAUGUUCGCUCUGCUCGGGCCACCAAAACAUUGCUUUUGUUUGUUGCCUGUGCAGUUUGUGCGGUGUGCGUCCACCCCAGCACCUUGUUUUCCUUGCCCAAGAAACCAGAGCCAAGGUUGUCAAUCAAACCAAGGCAUGCCAUGACAACUCUGGAAAGAGAAACGCCAGUGGCCGAACCAAUUGCCGAAUCUUCGCAAAUAUCAUCUGAUGAUGAAAAUAGGAUGCGUUUCAAUGCGGGUUUGCCUGGAAACAACGUUGUGGCUCUCACAACAGAGGCAGACUUGGCAGAGAUGUUGGACCGUGUCACAAAGACUGGUCAGCUCUUGGUGGUCGACUACUAUGCGCCAUGGUGCAGGGCCUGCCAGAAACUCUUGCGGUACAUGCACAAGAUCGCCCGUGAACCCGAUUUCCGCAAUGUUGAGUUUGCAACGGUGGAUUUUGACCGCUCGGAAGAUCUGGUGAAGAGUAGACAAGUGGAUCGGCUUCCCACCUUGGAGAUUUACCAUGGCCAGGAUUUGAAACAGCGUUGGAGCGGCGCAAACACAAAGAAGUUCCUUGAACGCCUAGAGAGCGAGAAUGAAGUGGCACAGGAUGUGAUGAGUGGCUGAGUGCAUGUAGACUUUGGACCCUGGUCCAUCGCCGCUAGUAGAGAGCCGAGCCAUUCCAAUGACACCUUGGGAAGCGGGCAAUGGCGAAGGUUUUUAAUACUGAAUUGCAGGAAUGUUUUGA
This is a messenger RNA of Cladocopium goreaui, 760 nucleotides long. Lineage: Eukaryota; Dinophyceae; Suessiales; Symbiodiniaceae. The record is from the annotation of a GenBank genome assembly.